Molecule: messenger RNA, 2628 nt
Organism: Aspergillus pseudonomiae
Lineage: Eukaryota; Fungi; Ascomycota; Eurotiomycetes; Eurotiales; Aspergillaceae
Product: transcription factor domain-containing protein
Exons: 5
Coding region: 1-2628 (875 amino acids)
Biological process (GO): DNA-templated transcription; positive regulation of transcription by RNA polymerase II
Cellular component (GO): nucleus; membrane
Molecular function (GO): zinc ion binding; sequence-specific DNA binding; DNA-binding transcription factor activity, RNA polymerase II-specific
Source: RefSeq, a predicted model, not a curated record
AUGGAGGUGACUAGUACUCGUCCGAGGAAACGCCGAUGCGUCAAAGAGCGCGUCCGUGUCACGAGGGCGUGCGAUGCUUGCAAAAGAAAGAAGCUCCGCUGCUCGGGUACUCUUCCGUGCUCUCUAUGCCAGCGUUCGAGUCAGAGCUGUGAAUAUACCACAAGCUAUACGAGGGGGAAGGCGCCUCCUAUCCCAACGCUCCAUCAACCUACAGUCAAUAGCAAUGUUGCCGAGCAUCAUACACCAAGUAAACCAGUCCCUGAUGUAAACCAAAUGCCUGCAUCCCCGGAUGCAGAGGUGAUAGAAGGUCAUUUGUUGUCUCGUGUCGAUGGAGACGCCAGUAACCUGCCGUCACGAGACUCACCAGAGCCGCAUCAAACUGACAUGGAAGGUCAUUAUGUCGGACCCUCCUCAGGCGUCUCAUUCUUACUCCGUAUUCAGAAAAGACUCCAUGAGAAUAUCGCAUUUCCAUUGAAUACGCCCAUCUUUAGUUUUGGCGAUGCUCCUCUGCCCAAAUCGGACCCGUCCUUCCUUCUGCUCCCCAGCAAGAAUGAAGCUAGAGAGUUAGUCAAUAGAUACUUUGACUUUGCGUUUCCCACGCAUCGCUUCCUCUACCAGCCGCAGGUGGAAUGCUGGCUUGACGAACUUUACAACCAUCUCCUGGAGCCCCACCCGCUUGGACCUGGAGAACGGACAAUCAGAGCACUGCUCCUCAUGGUUUUCGCACAGGCAUCACAAUAUAAGCCGGAGUCCGGUAAUAACUUGGAAGAUUCACGUAUGAGCGCAGUCUACUUUGGUGCGGCAGAGCACCACCUGGCAGCCGAGACUGGGCCCAUUCGAGUGACCAGUGUGCAGGCACGUCUGGCUCAAUGCUUCUAUCUUCUGUCGCAGUCUCGUAUCAACCACUGCUGGAGCCUCUUCGGCACGACGGCUCGUCUUGCCAUCGCCAUUGGUCUACAUCGAAAGCGUCGCCGAGAGCACCCGAAUACAGUCAACCUUAUUGAACAAGAGUGCUCAAAGAGAGUCUUCUGGUGUGCGUAUAGCUUGGACAAUUAUCUGAGUGCUGCUUUGGGUCGUCCUCGGAUCUUCCAUGAUGACGAGAUUGACCAAGAAUUCCCUGAGAUUGCCGAAGAUAGACAGAUCACGGUGACCUCCAUCCUUCCGCCAACCUCGAGUACUCAGAGCAUCAUGUUGGCCCCCGUCUACCAUGCAAAGCUGUCCAAGAUUAUCAGCGGUGUUUUACAUGACUUGUACGGUAUUCAGCGGUCCACACUGGCGGUCCAAGCCUCAGCUGCGGCGAGAUACGCAGCGGAAAUGGCCCAAUGGCGAAAAGAGCUGUCUGAGUUCGUCGACCUUCCCAAUGUAAACUUACUCAAGAUUACCUAUCAGCGACAAUUCACCGUCUUGAAUCUCGCGUUCUAUCAUGCACAGAUCUUGCUGUAUCGCCCAUUUCUCUUGAAGGGCUUCACACUCCUCAGCAAAGGGCCUAGCAGGCGAAACGAUAGGCUACAGGGAACGAUCGACCAGAAUAUCAAGUCUUGCUUGGAAGCGGCCAUGAAGGUUGUUUCCAUUGUCCAUGAUCUGUCCACGAAUGGAAAGAUGUACCGGGCUUUUUGGUUUACCCAUUAUUAUGCGUUCUCCGCCAUCGUUGUACUAUAUGUCCACUACAUCCGUAGUCGCUCUCGCCAGAGUACAACUGAUGCAGAUCUUGCGUACUACAUGGCUGGUAAACAGGGCCAAGACGACCUAGCAUCCUGCGGUUCGCAAGCGUCCUUCUCCCAGCGUUAUGUGAUGGUUUUGGAGGAGCUUCGCAAGGAGGCGCACAAGGCCAUAAUCCAGGGACAUCAGGAGUCAGUCGAUGCGCCACCCACGAAUAGGCCAGGUUCAGGCGCAACUGAGAGUGGAACCUCAAGACCCGAAGAGCUUGAUCAGUUGAGAAAUGCCGCUGACUCUCAAGGGAUUGGAGGAUACCCCGCCACAAGUGACAGGCUCGACGAUAUUUCCGGCUCCGUGCAAGUAUCCUAUCAUAGGGUGCAGCCUGCGAGCUCAUUUCAAUUCCCGUCAGCACCACAAGAAUCCGACGUGGGGUCUCUACAAGGCAUCAGCCCAGAGUCGUAUGUCGCGGAUCUGGCUAGCUGGGGUGAAUUUGACUCUCUCGCGGCGACUGGGCUGGGGGACUUUGGCAACCUCUUUCCGUUUGAUAUGUCCACCGGUCAGGUAUCGGCCCUCUUAGCGCCCGUCGUUGCCCUCAAUAUCUGGACCUUCGUCAUGGAGGGCUGGAUGUAUAAAACACGGAUCCCAGUGUACACCAAGAUGAAUCUCAGGAACACCAGCACAAAGCGCGAACUCGAUGCGAUGACGCCGGCGAAUGUUCGAUGGAAGGCCGACAAUUACAACCACCUGAUGGAGCAGCCAACCCAGUUUUACGCGAUAGCCCUCGUGUUGGCCCUGGCCGGCAAGGAUGACAAGGUCGACAUCAUGCUGACCUGGUCCUAUGUGGCCGUCCGCGUUGUGCACAGUCUGGUGCACUCUACAAACAACCAUAUUAUGACCCGGUUUUCCCUAUUCGUAACCUCUUCGGUAAUCUUGGCGGUUAUGACUGGACGGGCCGCGUUGCUGGUCUUCUGA